UUUUUUCGUAAUUAUCCUGAUAUGGAAUGUUAUGGAAUAUGGGAAUUAAAUUAUUGGAAUCCAUGGAAUAUUUAUUGAAUAUCGACGACAUCACCGUUAAAUGAGUGUGGUUUAUUUGCCGGAAGAAGCUUAUAUCAAGGUUUUUUCUUUACAUUAUCGUUUUCAAAUUUAAUUUUACAAGAUGUAACUACUUUAUGGUUGAUUUGUAAAGGAGGAUUUAAAGGUGAAAUAAUUGAAUUGGACAGACAAGAGGUUUUGAUUGAACGUUUUCAAUCCGAGAAAAUGUCUAUAUCAUCGAGGAAUAUUUAACCUGCAAAAAAUUUCAACAACAACAACGUAACGGGUAAAUAACAACUUUGGACGGUGCUGGUGGCGGAGGUGGUUGCCCUCCAUAUUCAAACGGUGGGCCUCAAAAUGGGCUUUUUGCAAUGGUUUUUUAAAUUCCUAUCUUCCAAAAGAAUUGAUUGAAGGAAAAACCGGUGUGCUUAUCAUUAGAAAAGAAGAGGAAAAAUGAGAGGAUGGGGAUUUUUUGCUGUGAAUUUUUCUUUUUCUGACAGUGAAAGGUUUUUUUCUUUUUCAUAUUUCUUCAGUUUUUCGGUUUAUUGAAAAUAAUUCUAAAACAAAAUUCGGACUUGAUUUGAGUCGAUUUUCAGUUUGAUUUUGGAAAUUAAGUUCCUGUUUUAUAUUUUUGGGGGUCGUGGGUUCGAACCCGUCGGGGGCUGUUUAAUUUUUAAUUAGAUUAUUUUGAUUUUUUCCGAAAAAUAGGCAUCCUAUAAGUAUUUUUCCUUUUAGUUAAAUUAAAAAAUUUUUGGCAUAUUUAUUUUUGGGCAAAACGACAAUGUUUGGGGAAUAUUCUUAAAUUUCUUUUUUCGAUUUUUUUUUCUAAGAUUUAAAAAUAUUGACAGAAAAUAAAAUAAUUUUAGAAAUUGAAUAUGUCUGAUCUUCCACAAAAUUCCAAUGCUCUUAGGCAAUUUAAGUAUUUUGGCUGAAUUUCAUCCAAUUUUGUUAAAACACUUUAAUGGCUUUCCUAUAAUGAAUGUAGCUGUUGAAAUGGCUAAGGAAUUGGAUAAAUUGGCAAAUGGAAAGAGUGAAGAAAAACCUUCAAAAGAAUCUCUAAAUUCACUUCGUGUCAAUAUUUAUCGAUUAGAACGCCUUUGUGAUUCCUGGUUAAAUACUGGACAUUACUCCAAUGUGCCUGAUCGUUUGCGUUUACUUUAUUCUUUUCUGUGUGCACUUUUGGCUAAAUUGGAUUUUUUAUGUGAAGAUUAUAUGCACCGUUUACAUCAGAAUUCUCAACUUCUUUCUCCCUCCAAAACCAACGACGAUUUAACAAAUAUUAACGAAAAUCCUAUAAAUAAAGUAUUUGAAUCUUCCCAAAAUAAUGAAGAAAAAAACAAAACAAAGAAAAUAAUUAAAUUAAAAUUAACAAAAAAAUUUAUUAAAAAAAUUGGACAAUUAUUUGAUGAAGAAGAAGAAAAUGAGGAGGAAGAAAAAGAAAAUGAAUUAUUAAAUAAUGAAAUUGAAAUACCUUUGUGGUUAUGUGAAAUGUUUUAUAAGGCAAUACAUUUUGGGGUUUCUAUUCCUAAUGAGAAAAUAAUUGAGGGGGAAGAAGAAGAAGGUAAAAAAUCAGAAUUUAAAAAAUUAAAAAUCAGAAUUUUAAUUAAACUUAAAAAAUAA
Molecule: messenger RNA, 1677 nt
Organism: Meloidogyne enterolobii
Lineage: Eukaryota; Metazoa; Nematoda; Chromadorea; Rhabditida; Meloidogynidae
Source: the annotation of a GenBank genome assembly